UCGGUGGUCAAAGGGCUGUUUAAUACCCUACAUAAGAAAAUAAAAGUACUUUCUCCUCACUGAGGUCGAAGAACAAAAGCAACCAUCUCAAGGAGAGAAGACGCAAGGAUCCUUGAUGAAGCUCACGCGCCAUGUUUCUUCUAUGUAUUGACACCAGUUGACAUGGAGGCGCCAAUCAGUGCUUCGCUGGGGGCCAUAGGAUCACUGAUCCGAAAGCUCGACUUGCUUCUUGAGUCUUCCGAAGAAGUCAACGGAUGCAGGCCUCGAUCUCACAAGGGGGCCAAGUACGGGAUGCACCUCCUCAGAGACGACCUUGAAGAAAUCAGCUCGUACCUUCAGGAUCUGUCAGAGUUGGAGGAUCCUCCGCUGAUAGCCAAGUGCUGGAUGAAAGAGGCGCGCGAGCUAUCCUAUGACAUCGAGGAUUACAUUGACAGAUUUGUGUUUUCUGGCCAUGUUGCCAGCAUCAAGACUAGAUGCCGCCGAAUCAGCCAUAUUAAGAUCGCUCGUCUUGUAGAGACGAACAAGAAGCUCAUUCGACGCAAACGGGUUGCCGCCAUGAUCUCGGAUUUCAGAAUCUACACCCAGGAGGCGAUUGAACGGCACAAGAGGUAUGAGCUCGAUUGUUCCAACUUCAGGCGCAGAUUUGAGCCCGCGGGGCGGCUUCCAACAACAUACGAAGAGAAGGCCGAUAUAAUCAUCCAUUGCGGGAUGACCAAGUUUAUGGACUCGCUGGAUAACGGCAGGGAUGAGCAGCUCAAGGUGGUCUCAGUCGUGGGAUCUGGAGGAAUCGGAAAAACUACAUUUGUUACUGUGCUGUACAAAAAACUCAAAGGACAUUUUGAUUGUGGAGCUUUCGUCCGCUUGACCCGAAAACCUGAUAUCAAGACAAUGCUGCGCGACAUCCUCACACAAGUUCAGCGGCAGCAGCCCCACCAUGACCAUGGCGAGGAUCCCGACCUUAUUGGCAAAAUCAGGGAACAUCUACAACAUAAAAGGUAUUUGAUUAUUAUCGAUGAUCUAUGGUCUGCAUCGAUAUGGGAUGUAAUUAGUCAUGCUUUCCCAGGUGGUGGAAUGUGUAGCAGAAUAAUAGCAACUACCCAGAUUGAAGAUGUUGCAUUAGCAUGCUGUUGUUAUCACUCAGAUUAUGUGUUCGAGAUGAGACCUCUGGAUGAUGAUCUCUCAAGAAAACUGUUUUUCAAUAGCCUUUUUUGCUCUGAAAGUGAUUUUCCUCAUAAAGUGAAAGAAGUUUCGAACAAAAUUAUAAAAUUAUGUGGUGGUUCGCCACUAGCAACAACCAUUAUUGCUAGACUUUUAGCAAGCCAUCCUGUGAUGUUAAUGGAGCAAUGGACAUACAUAUAUGAUUCACUAAGCUUCAAUUUGAGGACAUGUUCUACUUCAGAAGGGUUAUUGAAACUAAUAGUAAACUUCAGCUACAAUAACCUGACUCACCAUUUGAAGACAUGCUUGCUCUAUCUUAGUAUGUAUCCAGAUGGCUGCAUGGUAUGUAAGGAUGAUUUGGUGAAGCAAUGGGUGGCUGAAGGUUUUAUCGAUGCAACCGGAGGGCGAGAGGUGGGGAUUGCAGAAAGCUAUUUCCAUGAACUUAUUGCUAGAAGAUUCCUACAACCUGCAGAUAUCAGAUACAACAGUGAGGUGGUGUCCUGUUCAGUUCAUGACGUGGUACGUGAUCUUGUAGUGCAGAAGUCUUUAGAAGAGAACUUCAUUAUGGUACUUGAUUGUUAUCGGAGGAAUGUGUCACUUUCUGAAAAGGUUCAUCGACUGUCUCUCCACUUUCCUCACGCGAAGUAUGCAAGGACAAACAUAAGAUCGUCACAAGUUCGCUCCCUUGCUUACUUUGGAUUAUCGAAGUGCAUGCCUUCUAUUAGGGAGUUUAAGCUAAUCCGUGUUCUAAACCUUGGAUUAUCUGGUCAUGAAGGUGGUGAUGACACAAUAGAUCUUACUGGGAUUUCUGAAUUGCUACAGUUGAGAUAUCUAAAGGUUGCAAGUGAUGUCUGCAUAGAACUACCAAAGCAUAUGCGAAGGUUACAUUAUUUGGAAACCCUUGAUAUCGGUACGAAAAUCACACAUGUUCCAUGGGAUAUUAUCCAUUUACCAUGCCUGCUGCACCUCCAUCUGCCUUUCGAGACAAAUCUGAUGGAUUGGAUUAGUGCCAUACCUGCCAGUGUGUGGAGCCAUGGCAAGCUGACGAACCUGCAGUAUCUUCACCUCACAUGCUCUAUACCGGUUCCUGACCAUCUGCAGAGAAACAUGGAAGUUCUGGGCUCUUUACUUGGAGGACAUGGAAACCUCAAAACUCUAGCUCUCAUUCUUGGCUCCGCUCAUAAAAAUGUUGUUCACAGUCCUUCAGAAGUAACAUUUUCCUGGGAUGAAUUCGCACCUCCCCUUCUCGAGAGAUUUGAAUGGUUGCCGCACAUUUUCACCUUUUCCAGAGUUCCCAAGUGGAUGGGAAAGCUUGGCAACCUCCGCAUUUUAAAGAUUUCAAUGGCGCCCGUUAAGAGGAUCGUCUUCGACAAGGCAGGAUUCUCAGCUCUCAAGUACUUCAAGCUCAUCUGCAGUGCAGUACCAUGUCUGAAAUUUGAGAUGGACACAAUGCCUAAUCUCAAGAGGCUCAAGCUAGGCUUCAGUGCCCACAGAGUGGAUCAACAUGGCACUACACCUAUCAGCAUCGAGCACUUGCCUGGCCUUGAAGAGAUCUCUGCAAAAGUUGGGAAUGCAACAAGCUCCGAUGCAGAGACUGCCUUGACGGCUGCUGUUAGCAACCAUCCAAGGAAUCCCAGAAUCAGAGUGCAGUUGGUGGAUUGGAACUUUUGUGGUGAUGGAGUUUCGUAUAUGAUAAGCAAACAGAAAGAACCCUGGACUCUAGAAGAAGAUGAGAUCCUUGAGGAAGGCCUGGAUAAGAUCCUUGACCACAUUUGGUCAAAAAAAAGAAAGAUCCUUGACGGUAAGAAGAAAGAAGAUUAUGUCAGGCAUGGUGGCGUCAAAAGGCAUCGGAAAGAGAACUGCACCAAAAAUGUGAAAAGUCGGGAUGUUUUAACUUCACCAUACAUUCUAGGAGAACAACAAUAUCAUCGAUAUAAGCUUCUAAUAUUACACCAAACAAGUCAUGAAAGAUCAAAUUCAUAA
Molecule: messenger RNA, 3141 nt
Organism: Setaria italica (foxtail millet)
Lineage: Eukaryota; Viridiplantae; Streptophyta; Magnoliopsida; Poales; Poaceae
Product: putative disease resistance RPP13-like protein 3
Exons: 5
Coding region: 163-3141 (992 amino acids)
Biological process (GO): defense response to other organism
Molecular function (GO): ADP binding
Source: RefSeq, a predicted model, not a curated record